GCAGAAUCACUAACAGUUCAACUCACACUCAAUCACAGUCCUCACCGGAGCUCAGAGCGGCGACGCAAUGGCGGCUGCGAUCGGAGCUCUACCAUCUCUGUAUGCCGGCGCUGGAGAGAGGAUCGACGGUGCUGCUGCCAGCAAGAUGUCGUACCGGAGACUGUCGUUCGCUGCUUCUCAUCUCUCCGGCGAUAAGCUGCUGCCAUUGAAUUCUCCACGGAUGCGUUCCGGAGAGAAAGCCUCGUCUGUUCGGAAUGCUCCGUUUAUCGUUUCGCCCAAGGCUGUUUCCGAUUCACAGAAUUCGCAGACUUGUCUCGACCCUGAAGCUAGCAAAAGUGUCUUGGGUAUUAUCCUUGGAGGCGGUGCCGGGACGCGGCUCUAUCCUCUUACUAAGAAGCGCGCGAAGCCUGCUGUUCCACUCGGAGCAAAUUAUCGCUUGAUUGAUAUCCCAGUGAGCAACUGCUUGAACAGCAAUAUUUCCAAGAUUUAUGUUCUCACGCAAUUCAACUCUGCUUCACUUAAUCGUCACCUCUCACGGGCAUAUGCAAGUAACUUGGGUGGAUACAAAAACGAAGGUUUUGUGGAAGUUCUUGCUGCUCAGCAAAGUCCAGAGAACCCCAAUUGGUUCCAGGGUACUGCUGAUGCAGUGAGGCAAUAUCUGUGGCUUUUUGAGGAGCACAAUGUUCUUGAGUUCCUAAUUCUUGCUGGUGAUCACCUAUACCGAAUGGAUUAUGAGAGGUUCAUUCAAGCACACAGAGAAACAGAUGCAGACAUCACAGUUGCUGCAUUGCCGAUGGACGAGCAACGUGCAACUGCUUUUGGCCUCAUGAAGAUUGAUGAAGAAGGAAGGAUUACUGAAUUCGCAGAGAAACCAAAAGGAGAACAGUUGAAAUCUAUGAGGGUUGAUACCACUAUUUUAGGUCUUGAUGAUGAGAGAGCUAAAGAGAUGCCUUACAUUGCAAGCAUGGGAAUUUAUGUGGUCAGCAAAGAUGUGAUGAUUAAUUUACUUCGAGAAAAGUUCCCAGGAGCUAAUGAUUUUGGAAGUGAAGUUAUUCCUGGUGCAACCGCUCUUGGAUUGAGAGUUCAAGCUUAUUUGUUUGAUGGCUACUGGGAAGACAUUGGUACAAUUGAAGCCUUCUAUAAUGCCAAUUUGGGUAUUACUAAGAAGCCAGUGCCAGACUUCAGCUUCUAUGACCGAUCAGCUCCGAUCUACACUCAACCUCGUUAUUUACCUCCUUCCAAAAUGCUUGAUGCUGAUGUUACAGACAGUGUCAUCGGUGAAGGUUGUGUAAUAAAGAACUGUAAAAUUCAUCAUUCCGUGGUUGGACUUAGAUCAUGUAUUUCAGAAGGUGCAAUUAUAGAAGAUACAUUGCUGAUGGGAGCAGAUUACUAUGAGACGGAUGCUGACAGAAAGCUUUUGGCUGCAAAGGGAAGUGUUCCAAUUGGGAUCGGCAAGAACUCCCACAUUAAAAGGGCAAUCAUUGACAAGAAUGCUCGUAUUGGCGAUAAUGUUAAGAUUGUCAACAGUGACAAUAUUCAAGAGGCGGCCAGGGAAAGUGAUGGAUAUUUCAUAAAGAGUGGAAUUGUGACGAUAAUCAAGGACGCGUUGAUUCCCAGUGGCACCGUCAUCUAAGACUAGAUACGUGUUUAAGAGCGGUUCAGGUAUAUCGGCCUUUCAUACGCAGUUUUCGGCCUAAGGACCUUCUGCAAUAGGGUGCUUGAAAGUGUUGCUCUUCUUGGCUGGUUUUACUGUCUAGAAUCUUUGUUUUUUGUACAUUGUUAUUAUUAUCAUCCUCCUUGUCUGCAACUCUUGAGAGAUUCAUUAUGUAUUGUGCUAGCACCUAGUCUAAAAUUCAAAUAACAAGGUAGCUUGUUUUUUUAAAUACAGCAUGUAAUUUAUUAUAUACAUACUGUACACUAGGUUGGACCUUGGUUCUGGUAUAAAACCCAACCAGGUAAUACACGGACGGCCCCGUCCUGGUGCUGAAAGCGGUAACACCCUUUCGAGGCCCCCUUAUAGCUAACCCACAACUGUCUGGUCUUUAACCGGAAUUGUACCAGGUCCACCUGACAAAACGGUGCUCUUUUUAGUUUUUAACUUUUUAUAGACAGACAGGUACUGAAUCUAGCCCAACUGGCCCAGCUCCCCCUGAAGCUAUUUUUACGAUAAAACAUGUAUUUUAUGCUUUAGAUUUGAUGAUUAAAAACAUGUUAUACUAAUAUAUUGUGCUUGAGAUUUGAUGAUUAAUUAGAAAGAAAUGCAUAAAAAUUAAUUUUUUUUUUUUUAAAAAGUGACUAACCUUAUACUCCGUAUUAAAUAAAUACAUGGUUCUAAAUGGAAGAAAAAACUGUGAAAGCAUUAUGCUUUUAUUUCCCAAAAAAAAUAUGAAAGCAUUAUGUUUUUAUUCCCAAAAAAAAAUCCCGGAUGUGAGCACUUAUUGACAUACUACCUCCGUAACACAAAGAUCUUCCCAUUUUGACUUUUCACGGUCUUCUAAGUUGAACUUUGACUCUAAAUAUCUACAUAUCUAUAUUUAUAAAAUUCAUAAUAAAUUAACAUUCAAAUAAUAUGUUUUACAAUGAGGUAUAUAAAAUAAAUUUUUAAUCAUAACAUAAUGUGAGUUUUGAAUAAUUAAUGGUCAAAGUUUAUAAAGUUUGACCCAAAAGAGUCAAACUGGGAAGAUUCUAGAGUUACGGAGGUAGUAGCUUUUUAAAAAUCAAAUAACCAUAUUAUUGAUAAUCAGAUCUUAACAAGAAACAUAACUAAAACGUCAUAUAAAACCACUGAUGUUCGCUAACCCUGCAACAAUGUAGACUCGUACCGCAGUGUGUCUGCUCAUAUUACUCAAAAUGGGUUCGGCUUGACCGACCACCGAAAAAGAAUUAUUGAACUUGUUGGUUUUUUCAGCCACCGGUAAGGAGCCAAGUGCAGAAAUUGUUCCGAUUUGACCAGCCACCGGAAAGAAAGCAAUCCAUCCAAUGUCAUAUUCCUGGAUCAGCGGUGGUUCAGGAGGGGGGCGAUCGGCCUCUAUAUUUAUCGGACUUCAAUAUCCUAAUACUUCAGGGAAAGGUGGAAAAUUCUUAAAUCAAAUCAUUCAUUAGAGAAUAAUAAAUUGGAGACACCGUAUUUUCGACAAUUUAUAGAAGGGAAACACUUCCCAACUCAAAUUCUCAAUUUCAAGGAUUGCACAGGGUUAGAGCAUGCGGUAAAAAGGAAAAGUUCCAGUGCAAAGGACAAAAGACACUUGUAAUCUCCAAAGUCCAAACAUAUACUCCGUAUUACUAUAUACAUUUCAGACGACUAAACAUGGAUUCAAAUGCAUAACCACCGAAAAGAUC
This is a messenger RNA of Cuscuta epithymum, 3339 nucleotides long. Lineage: Eukaryota; Viridiplantae; Streptophyta; Magnoliopsida; Solanales; Convolvulaceae. The record is from the annotation of a GenBank genome assembly.